Messenger RNA from Hemibagrus wyckioides, 4446 nucleotides. Its product is annotated as centrosome and spindle pole-associated protein 1. The record is from RefSeq and is a predicted model, not a curated record. The transcript has 29 exons. Lineage: Eukaryota; Metazoa; Chordata; Actinopteri; Siluriformes; Bagridae. Gene Ontology annotation, biological process: positive regulation of cytokinesis. The coding region runs from base 589 to 4158 and encodes 1189 amino acids. Gene Ontology annotation, cellular component: microtubule; spindle pole; centrosome.
AUAUUCACACAACGAACACAUUAUGCCGUUAUUUUUGUGUUAACUCAUUUGCCAACAUACGCCGCAAAAAAACCCCGACUUUUAUUUUGAUAUGCCGAUAAGCCUCAUUAGCACAUCGGCGGAGAAACAGCUGCGGUAAGGAAGAUACAACGCUAGAUACUCCGUUCGUUGCGAUUCACGGAAUGUUGAGUAAACAGACACGGAUUAGAGAAACGUUUUCAUCUUUAAUAAAGCACUCGAGGUUUAAAUAGUACGAAAAAGGAAGGCAUCCCGUCCGUGAUCGAGCGUGUAUGGGAGUUUUCAAGCGAAGUAAGAUAACGUGGUGCUGCGCGCGCGCUCAGUUGCUAUUCUGCGGUUGCCUGGAUACCGUCGUGAUGCCUGUUGAAAGGAGGAAUCUGAUUGGCUGAGAGGCUGCUCACUAACCUGAAGAGAGACUGUUUUUCUGCUCGCGAGAAAAACGUGCUAUGUUUGGUUGCUGUUUCUGCUAGAGACUCCAAACAAGCAUAAUCACCUAGAUACCGUCUUUAGGCAUUUUAAACAACUACUGAAAAUAAAUAAAGCGAACUUUAUCGGAGGAAAAAAUCGAAGAUGGUGGCAGAGAGUGGAUACAUGCCUUAUAUGGAAAUGAAGUCAAGCUUCGCUCAAAAUACAGAGGAGUCUCCUGGCAAAAGCACAUCAAAAGCCAAACAGAAUAAAGAUGAAGGAUACGGUUUAAGUUUGCAGCUGGGAGAGGAGUAUGAGAGGAAGAAGCAAAAGCUGAAGGAAGAGCUUCGCCUGGAUUACAGGCGCUAUGCGUCCGAGAAACAAAAUGUCAAUGUCACUGAGCCGAUCUCUCAAGCCCAGACACUGUCUCUUCCCACAAGAGAGAGAAGAUCUACUAAAAACAAGUUGCAGGAUGAGAGGACUAAGGACUACAGUCCGUUAAUCCGUGGAGACGAGGAAAUGGAGAAGAUGAGAAGAACUUCGAACGCUCCACAGCCCCGUGGAAAAGAUCAUUUCAUCCCUACAGCCUCAUACCGUCCAUCGUUUUCUCCAAAACCUCGAGGACGCAAGAGUCCAGAGAGGCUCCAAUAUUCCAGGAGAGACAACCCGACUGAACGUGUGCCUUACGCUGCCCCGAUGCCAGCGCGAAGAGGUGAGGACACGCCCAGACGCUGGCAGAGGAGGUCCAGGAGGGAGCGCUACAGCUCCGAUGAGGAACUGAACUCUGAGGAGGAGGAGGAACAAGAGGAGCUUGAGCUCCUGCAGAAGCGGAGGCCCAGACAUCGACCUGAGCCUGCGCUAGCUGGCAGGAGACACAAAAAACACCAACACAGAGCUAAUAGGUUUACUCAGGAGAAUAGAGAAGCGGAGGAACCUACUGUUAAUGAAGAGGACCAUCAAGAGGAAAACAGGCGGACUCCGCUGGCACCGAUUAAAGCCAAUCCAUUAGCGCCAGCGCAAGCCAGAGCUGCUAACAAGAGGAACAUGACCGAUUUCUCUACAGGACUUAUGAUCGGGGCUGCUGAGGGAGAGGAAGCUGUUCAGAGGAGAAAGGAGCGCUAUAGACAGGAGCUGCUGGAGCAAAUAGCUGAACAGCGCAAGAAUAAGAAAAAAGAAAAGGAGCUCGAAUUGAGAGUUGCUGCUACAGGAGCUAUUGACCCAGAGAAAGAGUAUAUGACCGUGUACCUACCUGGUCUCCCACAGCCUGACAGGAUUAAACAGUUUGGUGCUGUAAGGAGGGAGCAUGAAGGCAGGAGGCGGGAUGCGCCUUACAAGCCCGGAAUGGGACUGGACACCCUCGGGGCAGACGUGGACAAAAGGACACAGGAAGUAGAAAGAGAGCCGCCUGAGAAACCCCGCGUGGCCUUCCAGUCUCCUAUUCUUGAAUAUGGCACCGCCAUGGGGCACAUGGGUACCGCGGCAAGCACCGGAGUCGGAAACCACGGCAUUUCGGCCUUCAACGAAAACUUUCACAAAGACCUCUCAGGAACUAUCGGAGAAAUGGUUGCCCCCAGAGUCGCAAGAGCCGCUCCUCCACUGGCACCCGUCCUCGCUGAGGCAUACAGCACUCCAUACGAUGAAGCCUACUAUUACUAUGGAGCCAGGAAUCCCCUAGACCCUCAUCUGACAUACUACGGACCUCCAGCAGUGCACCCACCACCUAAUCUCCCAGCCAGAGCAUUUACAUCUGUCCUUCAGCCUCCUGCUGGAGUCUUUGCACAACCGGCUCCACAUGGCAUUUCUCCUUCUGGAAUUGGGAUUGGAGCAAAUCCUGACCGGCACCAACAAUCCAAGGACCAUACUCUAAGCUACAAGGAGGCACUUAAACAACAGAUUGAAGAGAGGCAGGAAAGGAAGAGACGCGAGAGGGAGGAGAAGGAAAGGUACGAGGCUAAACUGGAGGCAGAGAUGAAAGCCUACGAGCCGUGGGGAAGAGGAGGCGCUGGGGCUCCACUCAGGGAUGACCGAGGAAACCUCAUCAGUGAUCUAAAGCGUAUGCACAGAACCAACAAGGAGGCGUAUGUGAAUCCAGAAUCCUUUAACAAAAGAGCCAUAGCAUCAGUGGAUUGGACCGAAGCUACAUCAAGGGCAGAGGAUAAGGAUUUUUCUUCACACAGAGCAUCAGAUAACAAAGUUUCCUCCUUCACCCGGCCCUCGCCUCACGCUCGAGGAAACGUGUUCAGUGAGCUCCCGACGCCACAGCAGCUCCGCGACCAGGAGAGAUACAAGGAAAGUCUGAAACAGCAGAUAGAGGAGAAGCGGAGGAUGGAGGCAGAGAGGAGAGAGAGGCUGAGGCUGGAGGAGGAGAAGGAGGAGAAGAGGCUGGCUGAAGAGAGAGCACAAAUGCAGAGGCAGUUUGAGGAGGAACAGGAGAAGGAAAGACGCAAGGAAAUGGAGCUAAACGCCCGGAACCAGGAGUCGAUCCGUCGAGCCGAGGAGCGGCGCAGAGAGGCCGAAAAGAAGGGGAAGGAGGAGGAAGAGAAGGCGAACGAGGCAUUGAAGCAGCAGUACGAGCAGGAAAAGCAAGCCAGACUGGAACAGGAAUUCAGGACUCGUUCACCACCCAUCCCUACAAUUCAAAAGAAACUGGGCCACCAGAUUACUCCCAGACCGCCUUCAGUCGAGAGCCAACGGUCAACUACAGCUUACUCUGUUCGGUCUAUUUCCACUCCCCAGUCUCCACCUGUUCCUGCACGGAGGAACCAGAUCAGAGCAGCAGAGGAACGGCAAGAUGUGAUCAGGAAGUUAUCAUUCAUGCGUCGACACCUCAGAAGUGAGCAGAAACGACUUGAAGGGCAGCUAGAACAUUCGGACAGAGAGGAUACGCAAACUCCCUUAAAAAACAGGCACAGAACACAACCUCUGUUGAACCCCUUUGACCUGGCCAGGCUGCGGAUGCAGAUGCCUGUAAGGAGACCUCCAUCAAACACCAGAGCACUGAACAAUCAGAUCAUACAGGACUUCAACCAGCUCAAGUACAGAGACAGCGAGUCUCGUGAAGAAAUGAGGCAGGCGUAUCCUGAACCACCCACUGACGAGGCCAGCCUGGAAGUCCAGCAGCAGGCUCUGCUCCGAGAGCAACAGCGCCGACUCAACAACAUGCAAAGCGCCAGAGCCGUCGAUUACUUUGACCUGUCAUCUCCCAUGAAGCCCGCUCCUCGUCAGAGGGACGGCUAUGUGGAAGAGGCUGGGAGAAACACGCUUUUAGAGUCCGAGAGUGCUUUUAUCGAUGCUAAUGGUUAUUCCUUACCAAUAACACCGCGCUCUGAUCGCCUCUCUGCUAGAGAGAGAAGACGGCGUGCCAGGAAAACGGACUACUCCAAUGAUGGAGAGACUCCCAGCGGAGAGAGGAACAUCUAUUCUCUGGGCUCAGCAAACAGCUUCCAGCUGGACCGAUUCCGAGAACUGAACCAGCGCAGGAUGAGAGCGUUGGAUGACAUGAGCGAGAAGGACCGGAGAUCAGGACAAAUAUCUGCUGACGAAGGAGAUGACCUUUGGCAACAGACUCCAUCUCCACCCCCUGCCCGCCGGGUUUCCACAACAACAGUCGCCACGGAGGCCUGGCUGCGCCCCGGCACCACAGAGACGCUCAAGAAGCUGAUGGCGGGUCGAAGGCCGUCCAGCCGCAGCCUGCCAAGAGACGAACGGGACACGCCGUCCACUUACCACGGCUAGUGCACGUUCCCGGUCUUAUUUCAAACCAAAAAGGGACGUAAUAAAUUUGUAUGUUGGUUGUGUUUGGUUAAAGUGAAAUAGUUGCACAGGCCACAUGGGCUUGAAUCUCUGGAGGAGCAGAGCAGCACAAACCUGUGUGUGUGUUUGCCUCCUGCUAGCCAGCAGCGUCUGAAAGGAUUUACUGCACACUGUUGCUCUGCUACAGCUAACUAACAUGGCUUUAUCUAUUUGACGUAUGUAAGAUAACGUAUUUUAAAUAUGGAAUAAAUUAUUUUUGCACUCUUUGGA